Recurvomyces mirabilis is the source of this 2040-nucleotide messenger RNA. RefSeq lists its product as uncharacterized. The record is from RefSeq and is a predicted model, not a curated record. The coding region runs from base 1 to 2040 and encodes 679 amino acids. Gene Ontology annotation, biological process: protein import into mitochondrial matrix. NCBI's taxonomy places the organism in Eukaryota, Fungi, Ascomycota, Dothideomycetes, Mycosphaerellales, Teratosphaeriaceae. Gene Ontology annotation, cellular component: TIM23 mitochondrial import inner membrane translocase complex. The transcript is spliced from 2 exons.
AUGUCGACCGGUGAUGGUCUCGACGGCACCGUGACUGAGCACACAGAUGAGAUGGGCAGUGUCAAGGGAAAUGAGGGGCGCUUUUCUGGUGGCAAGAAGAAACGUGAUAGUGGUAGAAGCACAAGAAAUGAUGUGAGCGAGAAGACCAAGGAAGCAGAGGUGACCGUCGGUAGGAACCGCGCAGACGGUGAAAGGGGUCAAACUCUCGACGAUGCCCUCCCAGUGGCCUGUCCGAUUCGACCGGUGGCGCCAACGACAAAGUCUUCACCAAGAGCGCCAAGCCACAGACAGCACACUCGCACUAUUCCAAAUACAUGCGCUCCUACGCAGCACUCUAAGCAGCCAGCAAAUUCCACGAUGUCCAGCUCUGCGCCAGAUACGCUCGGAUGCAUGACCAUACCUGAUCAACAACCAAACGGCGGAAAGAAGCUCUCUCCUGCUCCUGCACAUUCUCACGCCCCUAACGGCACGAAGUCUUCCUCACUCCAAGAGAUCAUCACAAACAACCCCAUCUCACUGAAUGUCUCCGCCACAGUUCAAGCUUCCACCACUGUCGAAACCGCACGCCACCAGGUUGAGGCUCCCCAAGCCGACACACAAGACCUUCCCGGCAGUGCACUAUCUGGGACCAUGGGUCCCGCUCCACGUACGCCAACUGUAACCUCGUCGGAUGCUCAUGUAUACACGCCAAGAGACGGUGGUGCUUCACUAGCACACGCCCUCGUGGGUGAAAUGACCUCUCUGUCACUCCAGGGGACGAGUAAGCAACUUCCACCAGCGAGAGUUACGCUAAAUCCGACCUAUGUGCACCCUCACCGCCGCCAGAAAAGACAGGACGAGGUUGUCUUUCAGCCGCGAGGCACGACGAGCCAACGCACCGCACCAAAGCUACAACCCAAAGCCUUGCCGUUUCAUCCUUCGAUUCAGGCAGAGUGCGCAAGUGGGCUUCCGACGACCUCUUCAUCAGCUAAAACCGAAAAGCUACCUAAGGAACCCUCCAAAACCCGACCAAACACCACAGGGAAUGGUAUCAGACAGUCCGCACAAAAUGCAUUACAACCACCUCAGCCACGAGAGAAGAGCAACGUACCAUCAAGACGCACUACCGAUCACUCACGCAGUAAGAAAAAAAGCGGUCAAGCAACUCGGCCUGCGGCAUCUCUCGUUCCCUACACUUCGCACGAAGCACCACAUGUUCCGGCGCAGAACUUUGGCAUAUUCCUCCCUAUUGGCCUGCCGGCCACCUCUGACAACCUAAGCAUUGAUAGAGAUCGGGAAUUAACAAACGGUGCAGCUAGAUAUGGAGACUUCAACCACGUCCUGUUCAACAAAACCUAUCUGCCAAAAGCUCGGCCAAGUUUGCCACCAAGACCCAUACCCACCGUACCGGAUUCUCGUCAUCCUAGUCCCACCGAAGCUUACCUCAAGCAAGCCGAUCUACCAGUUCAACCUCACAUAGGCUCACCACGACGUUUGCUUGUAGUCUUGGAUCUCAAUGGCACGGUUUGCUACCGUAAGAAAAGCAAAGGCGGCAUCUGGUCCUUCACACCACGGCCAGGCGUAACGGAAUUCCUGGACUACCUCCUUCAAAACCACAAAGUCCUCGUUUGGUCAUCUGCUCGCCCAGAAAAUGUUGCCGGCGUAUGCUCACAGCUCUUCGAUGAAGAGCAACUUCUCCAGCUCGUUAGCGUCUGGGGCCGCGAUACUCUUCACCUAAGCGCACAGGAGUAUAACGAAAAGGUCCAAGUGUACAAACAGCUCUCCUGGGUCUGGGAUGACUCGGUCGUUGCCGCAUCGUCGAUUGGCAAUGACAGAUGGGCACAACACAAUACCGUCUUGAUCGACGACAGCGAACGGAAGGCCGUGAGCGAACCUCACAAUCUCAUUCAGAUUGAGGAGUUCGAAGGCAUGACGAAAGGGACGAAAUUGGACGUAUUGGAGCAGAUAGUGGAGUAUCUGGAGGUGCUGAGGAUGACUAGGGAGGUGAGCGCUGUGAUCAAAAAGCGUCCGUAUGUAUAUCGGACGAACCGCGUAGAGUAA